AGCACUUACCGCCAGCUGUCUAUAACUGCUGACCGCCUGACAUUGGCCAAGCACUGCAGUUUGGCUUUUGGAGCAUUGGCUCUGUUGCUUCGCUCUGGGAAGGCUCGAUGCAGCGGUGAGGGAGCUAGAGGCGAAAGAGGACGUUAUCAGGCGACGAUGAGAUCCCCACUCCCACUCUUUCACAAGGCCACCUUUUCGACGCUUGUCCGAGCCCAACGCGACACUGCGAUCACCUUCGACAACUACGCUGCCCUCCUCCGUCGAUGCGCCUCCGAGAGGUCCCUCCAAGAUGCCCACCGCAUCCACUGCCACAUGACCAUGUCCGGCAUCCCUCCACUCUCCCUCGGCAACAAGCUCAUCGAUGUCUACCUCAAAUGCGGCGCCAUUCACGACGCCCGCCAGGUGUUCGACGCAAUUCCCAAGCCGCACAUCGUUUCCUGGAACGCCAUGCUCUCUUCUUACGUUCGCUCACAGAGAAGCCACGAGGCCCUGAGUCUGUACAAGAGGAUGCUCGCGGAGGGCGUCGCGCCAGACGAGUUCACCUUCUCCACCGUUUACAAAGCCUUCACCGACCUUGACCUCGUGGCACUGGGCGCUGCGGCUCAUGCCCACCUGAUCGUAUCUGGUGUGGAUGCUACAAAUCCCUUCGUCGGCAGCUCCUUGGUCGAUAUGUACGCCAAGUCCGGAAGAUUGGCAGAUGCUAGAAUGGUGUACGAUAGAGUACACAAUAAAGAUGUUAUUUUGGCCACCGCUUUGGUUGUAGGCUAUAGCCACAACGGGGAGCACGGCGACGCAAUUAAGUUAUUUCAGGAGAUGAUUAAAGAACGUAUUUUUCCAAAUGACUUCACAUUUGCCAGUAUUCUGAUUGCAUGUGGGAAUAUGGAAGACUUGAGGAAGGGCCUAUACGUUCAUGGUGUCAUGGUGAAGAUGGGAUUCAAACUGGGUUGCUCUUCGCACACAUCGCUUCUUACAAUGUAUUCGAGGUGCGGACUGAUAGAUGAUGCACUGAAGGUGUUCCACACUGUCCCUAAUCCAAAUACCAUAACUUGGACUUCAAUAAUUGGAUGCUUGGUAUGUAACCACAGGGAAGAGGUUGCUCUUUCAAUGUUCGGUAACAUGCUUUCUCAGUCAUUUAGACCUAAUGCAUUCACUUUGUCAACAGCUUUGAGAGCAUGCUCUGCCCUAGCACUAUUUGAACAAGGGAAGCUUGUCCAUGCCUUGGCUAUUAAAGUUGGGUUUGACAGUAGUCAAUUUGUAUGUGCUGCAUUGAUCGAUACAUAUGGGAAAUGUGGGCAGAUUGCAAAGGCUAGAAUUAUUUUUGAUGAUUUGCCAGAGCUAGAUGUAGCAUCAUCAAACUGUAUGAUCAAUGUAUAUGCACUAAAUGGUCAUGGAGUCGAAGCGCUUAGAAUUUUUGAAAUGAUGAAAGUACAAGGUCUGAAGCCAAAUGAUGCUACAUUUGUUGGAGUUCUUUCCUCUUGUAGUAAUGCAGGGCUUCUUGAUGAAGGACGUCAAGUAUUUUCUUUCAUCACUAACCAUUACGAUAAGGGACCAUCUAUUGACCACUAUGGGUGCAUGGUUGAUCUCCUAGGACGCGCCGGAAAGCUAGAAGAGGCAGAAGGAUUACUAACCAAGAUUAAGAAUCCAGACAAAGUUUUGUGGAGGUCCUUGUUAAGUGCAUGCAAGAUACAUGGGAGACUAGAUUUGGCAAAGAGAGUAGCAAGAAAUAUACUAGAGCUUGAUGCAGGCGAUAAUGGAACCUACAUUCUUAUGUCAAACAUAUAUGCAUCAUUGGGUCAAUGGGAGGAAGUAAUGAGAAUGAAAUCAACAAUUAGAAGAAUUAAAGUGAAGAAAGAUCCAGCUAUGAGUUGGAUUGAGCUAGACAGAGAGUUCCAUUCAUUUAUGGCAGGGGAUAUGGAUCACCCAAAGGCAAAAGAGAUCUAUACAGAAUUGGAGAAGUUGAUUACAAGGACCAAGGAAUUGGGAUAUGUUCCAAAUACAAAGUAUGUGUUGCAAGAAAUGGAUGAAGUGGAAAAGGAGAGAUCAUUGUAUUGCCAUAGUGAGAAGUUAGCUGUGGCUUUUGGGGUCAUGAACAGCCAUGGAAAGUGUCACAAACCCAUUACUAUCUUUAAGAACCUUAGGGUUUGCGGUGACUGUCAUUCUUGGAUAAAGUUGGUAUCUAUCGUAGUGGGUAAACAAAUUAUUGCUAGAGAUUCCAAGAGAUUCCAUCACUUUAAGGAUGGCUUAUGUUCAUGUAAUGAUUAUUGGUGAUAAAGAUCACUUUGAGCUAGUGCAGAUGGUUCAAGUUUUAUCUAACUGAUAAAGAUCAUUAUGGAUUGGAUCGAGUAUCUUCAAGCACUAGCAGCAGCUAUCUCAUUCUGUAAGCCGCUGCAUUGUAAAUGUGACUUGGAAGUUGAGUAAAUUAAGAGAAAAACCAUCCAAACCUCAGAAGGAACGGAGAGUGCAAACUAUAUGAUGAUCAAUUUGGAGCAUGGUACGGCUGCACGGCCAUAGAAAGCAUUUGCAGUAGUCGAGUUACAACUAGUGCUGGAAGACAUCAAUAGCUAGCAAAAGAAACGAGAGGAAGCCACCAGCUUAAGUACCAGCUUAAGUACCAUGAACAAGGAAGUGAAACUUACAGUUGCAGUAGUCGAAAUGCGGGACAAGUUGGCGGGGGUACUAGGGCGAACGAAUCACUUUUUGCGACAUGAACAAGGAAAAUCAUAAAGCUACCAGUAACGGCUACAAAUGCAAGCCUCCAUAGGCAACAGAUUGAAGAAAAAUACUUGGAAACCUUCUGCCCCUAAAGAGCGUCAGUGCUGUUUCUUGCAUCCUCACCUCUAGUCUUCUGA
Messenger RNA from Zingiber officinale, 2849 nucleotides. Its product is annotated as pentatricopeptide repeat-containing protein At5g65570-like. The coding region runs from base 157 to 2268 and encodes 703 amino acids. Gene Ontology annotation, molecular function: zinc ion binding; protein binding; RNA binding. NCBI's taxonomy places the organism in Eukaryota, Viridiplantae, Streptophyta, Magnoliopsida, Zingiberales, Zingiberaceae. The transcript has 4 exons. The record is from RefSeq and is a predicted model, not a curated record. Gene Ontology annotation, biological process: RNA modification.